This is a messenger RNA of Cornus florida, 1419 nucleotides long. RefSeq lists its product as uncharacterized. The transcript has 2 exons. The record is from RefSeq and is a predicted model, not a curated record. The coding region runs from base 259 to 867 and encodes 202 amino acids. NCBI's taxonomy places the organism in Eukaryota, Viridiplantae, Streptophyta, Magnoliopsida, Cornales, Cornaceae.
UCGUAUUGGAAUUGGAGAGCAUCCAAGGAGCUGCCACAUGGGUUCCACUGGUUGGUUUUUGGCUUUUGGAGUUGGAAGAUUUAUACGGAGUACUAAUGAAACACAACGACAGCUAUGGGAGUACGUGGAGUCAAACCAAAGCUACUUGCCAAACAACCCACCACACGAGGACGUUUGUCCCCCUUUCCUUUAUUAUCACCACCUCUAUGCAGAAUGAAAAAAACAGAAGAAUUCUCAUAGAAGCCCAAAGUGAAAGAAAUGGAAGAUGGUGUGACAGAUACUGAUUUCUUAGAUUCCAGUAUGGAUAAUAAUCAUGUUUCAAGAGGAGAUCAAGAAGAAGAAGAGAGAAAUACCAGGGAUAAAGCUGAGGUCGAAGAAAAGAGAGUAGGUGGGCUCAUAAAAAGCAUACUCUCCAACUUGUUCUCUGGGGGAAAAGAAAAUGAAGAAGAAGAUAGAGAAAAGAGUGGUGUGGUUAGUGAAGGGAAAGGAAAAGACGAGGACAAGGGAGAUGGGGUUUUGAAUCAUCUCAUUCCCAACUUAGUCUCUCCUUUGAACAACCAAACUGAAGAAGAAGGAAAUGGAGGGAAAGUUGAUGACACUCAAGUUAAAGAAGAGGGAAAAGUUAGUGAUGGGGGCUGGAGGUCAGAGGAAGAUGUGGGUGGUGGAGGUGGUGGUGGGAUGAUUAAUAAUCUGAUUUCUAACAUAUUUCACCGUAGGGAAGGAGGAGGAGAAAAAGAGUGUAGUGAGAAGGCAGAGAAUGGAAAGGAGAAGACAGAAGAGGAAGGUGGUAGUGGAGAAGGAAGUAUUAUUGAUAAUAUUGUCUCCCACUUUCCUACACCCCUUGCAGGGUAUCAAGAUCAUGCGUAACACCUCCAUAUUGUGAGAUGGAUAUGGAUUUUAAGUAGUAUUUGAUUGGUUAGCAAGAAAAAUAUAGAUUGUCUUGGUUUGUAACUUGGUAUUUGUCCUGAUUUUGAGCUGCAUGAGUUGAUUUUGUGGCUCAUGAAAAGUGUUUUCUUGACUAAUUUGAGUCUAUGAUGAACUCAUGAAUAUGACUUUGUGCUGUUUGUUUUGAUAACCAGAUAGCACAGGUCCAGCAAGUGAUGAGGCCUCUAUUCUAAUUCAUUCCAUUAUACAUGACUGAGAAGAAAGAUGUGAGUUGUUAAACAAAGGGAUUCAAGUGGGCACAUAUUUUCCUUUUGAUGUACUUUUUGUUCUUGGAUUGUCAAAAUUUGUUUUCUGUCUCAUGCCUCGGAGAUGCAUUUUAUGGUUGAUCUAUUGGCCUCGAGUCUCCUUCAAGGAGAGGAUUGUUCAGUCUACUUGUGGCCUCUUGAUUGGUUUGGGUUGAUUCCCUGUUCAUCCUUUUUGUAGCAGCUUGCAUUCCUCUGAUAAAUUAUUCCUUUCGGAUUUGUUUUUGUAGCA